This is a messenger RNA of Drepanopeziza brunnea f. sp. 'multigermtubi' MB_m1, 510 nucleotides long. RefSeq lists its product as uncharacterized. The record is from RefSeq and is a predicted model, not a curated record. NCBI's taxonomy places the organism in Eukaryota, Fungi, Ascomycota, Leotiomycetes, Helotiales, Drepanopezizaceae.
AUGGUGGAGAUGCGACCAACUCCCCCCAGCACUCCAUGCUCGCCAUCCCCCGAGACCACCUGGCCGUCUCUACCUCUCCUCACACCACCAGACUCGCCGACCAUUCCAGCCCCCCGAUUCACGUCUGGACAACCGUUCGCUCUACUUCCGUCACAACCGUCCGGCGUUUCCCGGCGCAAACAACGGAGCAAUACCUGCCCACGACUUGCCUUGUUUCCUACGGUCCCUUCGCCGGAUCGGGGUCGCCUCGGUGCUGAUGCGGAACCGACGAAGGAGGAAGAGGAGGCCGCCUUGUCGCUGUGGCCGUCGCCGCCUUCUCACCCUCCAGGGCCCCCUCCGGGGCUCCCUCCAGGGGAAGAGCUCUCCAUCAAAGAACACUCCAUCCGAGUCCGGGAGCGGAUGAUGAUGAUCUACGCCUCAGAUAACGAGAGCGAGGGCGAAGUCCCAGAGCCAGCGGCGGUCGAUGACCGGAGGAUGGCGAACUGGUGGUUCUUCUUCUGUUUUCGCUAG